AUGGACGAAUCUUACAUUCCUUCUCCGAGCGGGACCAUUUUCUCUAUCCCACCAAACCCUGAAGUCUUGCAUGCACUGGUCGAACAAGCCGAGGCGCCUUUACCUGCGCUACAUUUGACAGAUCUAAUCCCUCACCUGCCUGUACCGGAUGACGACAUCUACCGAGGUGCGACGGGUGCACCUCCAGAGCGCCCGCCAUCUCCUAUGUUGUCACUAUACGCACAAUCCUCAGUGUCUUCCGUCUCCUCAGGCGGUCGUGGUCGGAGGCGUGGUACCCUUGCAGCGAUUGUUGAAGCAGCUGUCGCGAGAUGGGGGCGCUCUUCAUCCGAUGGAAGCUCAAGCUCUAGUAGCUCUUCUUCAUCCUCCUCUUCAUCAUCGAGUGUCUCCCAUUCUCGCAUCCGAAGUCGCAGAAGGAAAGGGAGCACUACCACUACGACUAUAACAAGAGCCAAGACGCCAGCCCAACGAGCCAAAGCCCGGGAAGAAAUCAAAAUAACAAAACGAGUCCCUCGCGAGUUCACCCUCUUUCUGCCCCAGUCGCUAUGUCCGCCUGACGGGCUAUCGACCAAGCCAGACUCAAGGCCAUCCCCUAGACCCCUAGGCCAGCCGGCCGUAAUUGAGUCCCAGCGUACGCUACGAACACGACACAUUAAGCUUAUCGCAACUCAGCUCGAAGCUGCUCUCAAGAAGAAUGCAAGGGACCUACGAGCUGCAGAUCGUCUCAAAUCGCGCCAUACUGCCGUAUCCCAACCCAGCGAAUUACCGUCCGCGCCUAUUAACCCGCAUAACAAGAAAAUACCUCAGCUUGUUCUCGAGGCCCCGACGCCACCUGACCGGACCCCGAAGACUGAUGUGACUGACCUGGGCGAAUCAACCAGCAAACAACCCGUUCCGUUGGAAAAGCCAAACGAAGCCACACUGGGAUUGCUUGUGCCCGAUGAUCCAAAGGGACCAUCAAAGCCUGUUGCUAGCACAUCUUUGGUAUCGGGGCCUGUUCCGGGAAAUCGUGCUUGGUGGCUCGACGUUGCAUCUCCAACCUGGGAGGAUAUGAGGGUGCUUGGCAAGUUACUCCACUUACACCCCCUUACACUCGAGGAUAUUCUUCAUGAAGAUCCUCGCGAGAAGUUAGAGCUAUUUCCCAGGCUGGGUUACUAUUUCGUCGUUUUCCGCGCUCUCGAGACUCAAGCCGCCUUGCGAAGACCUAGACCUCCUGAUGCCGAACAGGAAGGUACCAUUGGUGCGGUGAAUGUGUAUUUUGUAGUAUUCAGGGAAGGGAUUGUCACUUUUCACUUUGAGGAUAUUGCUGAGCACGCGGAUCGAGUGCGCCAAAAAAUUAUCGAGUUUGAGCAGACCAUUCAGAUGUCAUCCGAUUGGAUCUCACACGGGCUGAUGGAUUCCAUGGUUGAUGCGUUUGUACCACUGCUCCGAAAGAUUGACAAGGAGGUUGAAGGGGUCGAUGCACUCAUUACGAACCCCCAUGAUUCUCUGGAAUCGGUGCCUCACUCCGAAAUCACGAUUCAAGCAGGAUCGUCGGAUGCAAUCACAGAGAAGAUUGAAGACUUGGGGGAAAACGAGAAAUCGGGUCCAGGCUUCGAUCGGGAUAAAAUUCUGGAAGGCUCGAAUGUGGUCGUCGGUGAUAGAGAGAUUGCAACUCGGUCACCAAAAGGUUGUUGUCGAGCCUCCGACGAAACUUGCAACUUUUCAAACCUUGCUCCGAAUGGCGAAUACGCGAAGAUUGCUAAGGAAGCGCUUACAGGGGGCCCUGGAGGUGCUGUUGAUUGGGACGAAGGGGAUAUGGCACGGGGACAAGAGGUUGGAAUUUACUUGGGAGACGUUCAAGAUCAUAUCUUAACCAUGCAACAGGCUCUGAACCAUUAUGAGCGUAUUCUUAGUCAUGACCAUCCGCCUCAUCUCAGGCUACUCUUGUCUGAAGCCAAAGGUGGCAAGGAUAAGAUGAUCCUCAUACUCUCGGUUAUCAUAUUCACGGUCCCCGCGAUGCAAUUACCCAUUGGUCUAGGCGGAAUGAAUGUCAAUGUUCCUACUCAAGAGGGCACUCCAUACUAUGACUACUUCUUCAUUUGGCUGGGAGUCACAAUAGGUGUCAUGUUUGCAAUCUUUUUACUCGUCUGGUGGUGGUGGAUACUAGCGAAGAAGAAGAGAAGGACUAAUGCCAAGCUUUAA
Molecule: messenger RNA, 2181 nt
Organism: Rhizoctonia solani
Lineage: Eukaryota; Fungi; Basidiomycota; Agaricomycetes; Cantharellales; Ceratobasidiaceae
Product: CorA-like magnesium transporter protein
Exons: 8
Coding region: 1-2181 (726 amino acids)
Biological process (GO): magnesium ion transmembrane transport; intracellular magnesium ion homeostasis
Cellular component (GO): plasma membrane
Molecular function (GO): magnesium ion transmembrane transporter activity
Source: RefSeq, a predicted model, not a curated record